Molecule: messenger RNA, 2598 nt
Organism: Sclerotinia sclerotiorum 1980 UF-70
Lineage: Eukaryota; Fungi; Ascomycota; Leotiomycetes; Helotiales; Sclerotiniaceae
Exons: 5
Coding region: 1-2598 (865 amino acids)
Biological process (GO): peptidyl-histidine methylation, to form tele-methylhistidine
Molecular function (GO): nucleic acid binding; protein-L-histidine N-tele-methyltransferase activity
Source: RefSeq, a predicted model, not a curated record
AUGGGUAAACGGAGCCGGAACGAUAGUAGCAACGGGGAGGAGAAGACCAAUAGCAAAGAAUCCGCCGGUAAAUCAUUUCUCACAGAAAACAAGGCUGUCGACCCUACUCUAGCCUUGCUAUUCGCGUCCAGUGCUGGCCCAGUGCAAGCCCCUCCAAAAUUAAGAUAUCAGGAAGCACCGCCUGCGCCUCGAAGGAAUGUGGAAAUGCAAGAAGUAGAAACAUCCGAGGGUUCUGACGAUGUUGAGGACGAUGAAGAUCUUGAAAUGGAUGAGAAUGACGAUGACUUGAGUAGCAUUGACGGCGACCUUGAGGAUGCCGAAAUCUCGGGUCUCUCAGCUGAGGAUGAGAGUUCCAACGAAGUCGAUGACGAGACACCCGAAUUGGAUAAAUUCAUCAAAGCCAAAAACGACAAACCGGAACGAAAACGUAAAAGGAAGAACGACGAGCCGGAUCUUGAAGGGAAAUACCUUCAGAAGCUGGCAAGAGAAGAGGAAAAGGAAGAGGAAGAACGCCAAGCCGAAAGACGACUGAAACGGCAGAAGUUAGCUAAGGAGCAAAACCCAGUUGUGGAGGGAGGUAUGGAGGAAGGCGAUUCUGAUGAGGAGAUGGAGGAUGCUGAGUCUGAUGACGAGGCUGAAGCUGAGAGUGAUGCAGAAGGGUCUGGUUCUGAGGCGAAAGGUUCCAAAAGAAAAACACCAUCUGAUGUUCCUUUACAUGAAUCCCUCGUACCGGAUAAAGACGCGACCGAGCUUGAAAAGGCAUCUCGCACUAUUUUCCUUGGAAACGUAGCAAGUUCUACUAUCUCUUCUAAGGCCGACAAAAAGAUCCUUAUGUCCCAUCUAUCCUCUUUCAUAAAUGAUCUUCCCCCUCCUCCCUCGGGCAAACCAUCCCAUAAAUUAGAAUCCUUACGCUUCCGUUCAACCGCAUACGCCACUGCUGCACUACCAAAGAAAGCCGCCUUUGCUAAGAAGGACAUCAUGACUGCUACCACGAAGAGCACAAAUGCGUAUGCCGUCUACUCUACAGCAUUUGCAGCCAGAGAGGCCGUCAAGAAGCUCAACGGAACUAUGGUACUAAAUCGCCAUCUUCGUGUAGAUGGUGUGGCGCAUCCUGCGAAAACCGAUCAUCGCCGAUGUGUCUUCGUCGGAAAUCUAGGCUUUGUAGAUGAUGAAUCUCUUCUUGAACAAGAUGGGGAGAACAGUCGGAAACGGUCAAAAAUACCCUCUGAUGUUGAAGAAGGUCUGUGGAGGCAAUUUGGAAAAGCUGGUGAAGUAGAGAGUGAUGCAAAUGCAGUUGAGGCUGCCCUACUUUUCAACGAAAAAAAGUAUCCACCGAUGCUCCCUCGAGUUCUCCGCGUCGUUCGCGCCAAAGCCCAACACAAGCAAGUCUCUUCCCGACCUACCGCUCGCCAACCGAAAUCGUCAAAGUCAUCCCAGAUUUACAAUCCAAAGGUUGAUCCAAAUCAAGCCUCUUUGCAGGGCAGAGCUACCAAACUAUUAGGAAAAGCAGGUGGCGCGAAGUUCAAGAAAACUGGCGCUAAUGAUACCACUUUGGGUACCAGAGGAGACAAACAGGCCAGUGGAAGUGAAGAAGCCAAGAGCGGAAUGGCUGGCAUAAAAGCACCUGAGAGCUUUGUCUUUGAGGGUUACAGAGCCAGCGCGAGCAAGGGCAAGCCGAAGGAUUUAAAGUUGGGAGGAAAAGGCGGCGGAAAGAAAAAGAGUAAACCCAGAACAAGGUCGUCGAACAGAGGUGCAGAGUGGAAGAAGCGAGGCUCAAAUUGCAAGGAGAUAGGAAUUCCAAGGAGGGAGUUAUGGGAUGUUAGAACGCAGUUGAUGGCUGAGGAUGAGGGAAAUGGAGAAGGCUUAUUGGGGUUAGGGAAUGAUGAUGUGAAGACUGGUGUUUAUGAGGGAGGAUUCAAAAGCUGGGAAAGUUCGGUGGAUUUGGUUAAGGUUCUUAGUGGGAGGACGGCUGUGGGUGAGGGUAGGAGAAGAGUUUUGGAGCUCGGCUGUGGAACUGCCCUUCCAUCUCUAGCAGUCUUCCAAUGGUUCCUGGGAAACGAAACCUCAUCCGCUUCCGGAUUAGAGCUUGGACUUGCAGACUACAACCCUACAGUCCUCCAGCUCGUCACCUUACCUAAUAUUCUCCUUUCCUGGGCACAAGUCACCAGGCCUGAGUCUUGGGAAGCAGAAGGUGAACUCGAUAUCGACGAAACACUUAUCUCAGAGUUCAUCUCUGCGCUGAAUUCCCGUAACAUUAACUUAUCAUUUUUCUCAGGUGCUUGGUCCCAGGAUUUUGUAACUUUAGUUACCGAUAAGUUGCAUCUAUCGUGCGAGAACACAAUUAUCAUAGGGGCAGAAACCAUUUACUCCCCCGUUGCUUUGAAAGCUUUCGCCGAGACAUUGAUGGCAUUGCUGGAGUUGAGCACAGGGCCAAAUAAGACGGCAUUGAUAGGAGCCAAGAAGGUGUAUUUCGGAGUGGGUGGUUCAAUAGAAGAUUUCAUCGAAGAUGUUGUGUCGAAGGGAGCUCUAGUAGAACAGAUCAGGGAAGAGUCCGAUGGGGUUAGAAGAGCCGUGAUAGAAGUCAGAAAAGCAGGCUGA